This is a messenger RNA of Penicillium mononematosum, 1215 nucleotides long. Its product is annotated as putative proline-rich, actin-associated protein Vrp1. Lineage: Eukaryota; Fungi; Ascomycota; Eurotiomycetes; Eurotiales; Aspergillaceae. The record is from RefSeq and is a predicted model, not a curated record. Gene Ontology annotation, molecular function: actin binding. The transcript has 2 exons. Bases 1 to 1215 code for a protein of 404 amino acids.
AUGCCACCUCCUCCCCACCGCCGCCGCCGCCGCCGGGAGGGCGCACUUCUUUCUGAUAUCCAUAAGGGCGCGAAGCUGAAGAAGGCUGUCACCAAUGAUCGAUCAGCACCUCAAAUCGGAAGCUCAGGAGGCGUCUCAGCAGCCCCUCCCGUCGCGGGUGCGCCACCUGUUCCUGGCGCGAGGCCGCCUCCAAGCGGACUUGCACCGCCCGUACCAUCCGGCCCAGCCGCGAAUCGAUUACGAAGUAACAGCGAAGGAGUUUCUGGGACAGAUGGUGCAGCCAGUGCAACGCCACCUCAAUUAGGUGGUCUAUUUGCUGGUGGGAUGCCCAAACUACGCAGCCGUGGAGGUGUCGAUACAGGUGCCAAUCGAGACUCGCCAUAUAUCUCUGAUUCCGAAGGUGCACCUCGACCACCCGCUGCGGCAGCUCCCAAGCCUCCAACAGCUCCCCGGCCUCCUGGGACCAGGCCGCCUCCCCGUCCAUCAUCAACCGAUUCACCGCCUGCACCACCGGUCAAUUCCUUGGUUGCCGGCUUGAAGAAGCCUCCCCCGAGACCUGCUUCACGACCCUCAUCUGCAGUUUCAGCGUCAGCUACAAAGGCCCCUGAAGUGCCACCUCCACGCGCACCUCCUCCCCCUCCAGCACCGGGCAAGCUUCCACCACCGCCUACAUCAAGAAAGCCGUCCGGACCCCCACCACCUCCCCCAUCAGCCCCCGCGACUCGGGCACCUCCUCCCCCACCGGCUGCUUCUAGAUCGACACCACCCCCUCCCCCAUCAGUAGCCCCGCCUUCAAUUGCUGCGCAGGCUGCCCGUUCCGCCCUGGGACAUUCUUCGCCUUCGGCACCUCCCCCGCCACCCCCAUCAGCUGCCCCAGGUGCUCCUCCACCACCGCCUCCAACUUCACUUCCUGCAGCUCCGCCAAGUGAGCCGCCAUCCCGACCACCCCCUGUUUCCUCUCGCCCUGUCUCCCACGAACCUAUUGCAUCGCUGGACCCUAGCGCUUAUACACUUUCCAAUGGUGGAUCGCCUGGACCAAGCUCACGAAGCCCUUCAACACAUGGACAUGGCGCAGUCCGAAUAGAAGACCCGCGAUUCAAAUUCCAAAGCGAUGGGCUGCUCCCCAAACCACGCCAAUUUAUCGGUGGAGAACGCCGAUAUCGUGCUGGGAGAGGCAGCAGUGUUCCUUUGGAUCUGAGUGCAUUGCAAGGCUGA